This is a messenger RNA of Phycodurus eques (leafy seadragon), 3693 nucleotides long. It is a transcript of the gene tmem268, whose product is annotated as transmembrane protein 268. The record is from RefSeq and is a predicted model, not a curated record. The transcript is spliced from 9 exons. The coding region runs from base 172 to 1200 and encodes 342 amino acids. Lineage: Eukaryota; Metazoa; Chordata; Actinopteri; Syngnathiformes; Syngnathidae.
GAGAAGCUGAGAGCUGCAUCCAAGUGUGAAAGUCCCAUAUGCGGUACGUCUCAUCCUGACUGACCUGCUCUCGAGACAUGGCAGUUUUAUCUGGGAAUAACAGAUGAAAUGGAAUAUUUUAAAAAAUCAUCCCAAUUUCGCUGCCAUGAGGGACUUUGAUCAGAAGAGCAGAUGGCGGACAAGAUUUCUGAUGAUCACACGAUGGAGGAGAGUGAUGUGGAGGAAGUUCAAUCACAGACCAACAACAAACCCAAAUUGGCAAAUGGUCAGUGUGUCCUGGCAAUUCCAAGCUUUUCGCUAAUAAACCCGAGCUUUGAUCUCUCACUGUGCAGCGCCGCAUUGGAAAGGAACGGCUUCCAGAUUCCAAUCACAGACAUUGAGGCUCCACUGAAAUCAGCCCUGGAAGUUCCUUCAGUCAGAAGAUACAUGACUUUCAACUCGUCCCUCUUCCAUUUCAUAAUGGCGCCGUUUCUGUACGUAGUGUUGUGGUGUGCCGUUUUCUCCACCCUGCGCCUCUAUAUGACCGUCAGUGACUACUGGAUCCUGUGCCUGUGUGUCAGUCUGAUCUCUAUCUUCCUCACCACUGCCAUCAUCUUCGUUCUCAACCGAAAUAAAAAAGAGCUCAACAUGAACUUGGAUGUGCGGCUGAUCCAGGUGAAUGAGACGAUGGUCAAACACAAGCUGCUGGUGGCCGUGGCUGACUGGGUGUACAACUGCAAAGGAAGCAUGCAGCUGUACUUCGUGUAUUGGGACAUGGCUCGUUGUUUGCGAACGCUGACUGAAACUCUAGAGGAGCACAGUUUAGGGGGCAUUGACACCUGGAGCAAUCUUAAGAAGAAGAUGUCCCAUCUGGUCCUGGUGACCGAGGUCCCGAGCGGGGACCCCGAAGAAGCUCCCUCGGAUGUGGAGCAAGUUUCAGAGGAGCAGAGGCCUCUACUGAGAAAGGAAGACAGAGGCUGCACUUCCUCUUCUUCUUCAUCUAAAGUCACAACCAACUACAGUCUCAUUCCUGAUGUAUCGCUACCUGCUCAGGCUCGAGCCCACCAGCUGCUGAUGACCUACAGCGCCGCCUACGUGAAGCUGCUGGUGUCUGAUAGGCUAUCUGGACCCUCACACCAUCACCUACAACCUCCGAGGAACCACUGCCCCACCGCGCCAUUCUGCCUUUGCCAGUUCAUCAAACUCAAGAUACUCGAAUAGCACAACAGACUGGAUGGGGAAAAAGUGGAACUAAAUGGACAAUUUGAAAUUAUACUGGAUCCCUUCUGCUACGAUUGGCUGGUGUCCAGUCCACACAAUUUCACCAAGCAAGUUUUCUUUGGUAGAGGUUUUUUUUUUUUUUUUUGCUUUGCGUCGCGAUCCUAAAUAUGCGAUACGAACGAGCUUCACGUAUACCGCUGCGCGAGGGAAGUGAAAAAUAAAAAUGGAGUCACAGUCGCUGAAGUGCUUUUGCCAAUACAGCAUAACCAUGCGCAGAUUCCCGGCCAUGCAGUGAGCCCCACCUAAAAGACAGUUGUCACUCUUUGAAGAAGAGCAGAGAAGGGUGUGCAGCAUGAGGCCAAGUUAAACAGUUUCACGAGACGCUGGUUCUCCUUGGGAGGCUAAACGGCCAUCUGUGAUCCUGGGCACACGAUGCUGGCUCAGCUUCCAUCUUUGGUUCUGAGUUCCCAGGCCAUAUCUUUCCCCGGACAUUUCAUUACCUCAGUCCGCAUGUAUUAUUCCACCAUGGGAUGGCUUUUGUUUCUUCCAUUGGCCAACGUUUCAGUUGACAUUCACGUUGUCACUGGCUGGUUUAAUAUAAAUUGUUAUAUACAGCACAUGCCAGAAAUGACCCUUUGGAGUAGUUCACAUUUAGUUCAUGUUUAAAGUAGCAAAUGCAGCCUGACAAGUAAAUGUUAUCCAUGUUUUGUUGUUGUGUGGUUUUUAAAAGUUUAAUGGGAAAGAAAUGGGCCAUUAUGACCUUCUCUGCUGACCUAAAACACUUAUCAGAAAGACUGGCCUACAUUUACAACCUAAAUUCAAAUAUUUCUUCCAUGAAACUGUAUUAAUUUAUUCCCAAUCGUCCAUUCAAAACUCAUGGCUAGGAACAGGUGCAAUGUUUUACAAUUACAAUUCAGAGAAAGCAAUAUUAUAAUACGUACUUUCAAAGGACUUGUAUUUUGGGAGUCGCUUUAACCAUCACUGUUAAUAGCACAUAAGAAAGUAAGUCGUGUAGCAAUCUUAUAGACAAUAAUGUUCCAACAGUCUCCCAUUAUCGUGCAUGUAUAAUGUUUCAUACGUAAAACAUCUGCGCCUAUUCUCAAACAAGCACAUACCAAGAAGAUCCCGUGCUCCAAUUCUUAGUUUUCGACGCGGCCUUCCAUUUCUUUGUUGAAGUCGCUGGCAGAGCACACCGUGUAUCACCGGUAUGAUGUCACUCCGAGUAUUGACAAAUAGUACGUGCAUUAUCUGUUCCUACGUCAGCGUCCUUGGGUCCAUGGUCAAUUGUAGUUAUUCACUUGCAUUCCUGCAUAGAAACACGAUUUUCUUGGUUAAAUUUCCCCUAAUUCAUUUUUGACUUCUCUUAGAAAUUUUCGUAUCAAAAUGUUUACUGAUGUGUCUAAUUACUCAUUCCUGUUCCCAAUGUUAGGCCGCGGAGAGCUCAGUGAAAUGGAAAGAGUCCGCAUUAAAGCACUUCGCGAUGCUGGAUGGUCUCGUCUCGUCUUCGUGACAGAUGGUUGAAUGAAUUUGUUGAGCAAUGUAUAUUUAUAGAUUCUUUGUGAAUAUUUGUACAUGUAUAUACCGAUGUAUUGACUUUAGUUAUUCUAUAAGUCUUAUUCUAUAUGUGUGCCAGGAGGCAUAUUGUUCACACAAAAAAUACAGUAUGCUGGAUAUCAUUCAAAAUCAUGUUUGCCAAACUGUUGAUGGUUAACUGUGAUUGAAUACCCACAUUUUUGGCAUGCUAUUUUUGUCUAUUUACUGUAUUUUGAUUCAUCAUCUGGGAACAAUUCAGGUUUAUUUUUUCCCGGCAAUCCAUCCAUAAUCCAUUUUCCGCUAUCUGCUUUUGCAUCCAAAGUGCACUGACUCAAGACUGUCUCAAGACUGACCUCAUCUCUCAAUGGCACAGCAUUGUCUUAACAUGACAUAAAGAUAGAAACACAUGUUUCUUUAAUCCCAAGAAUGAAGUGAAUAUGUACAAGACAGGGAGACACACUGUCAUAGCGUAUGAGAGCAAGAGGGAAAAAGACCCAGGCGCAGGAAAACGGGUCAGCUAUAAAUAGCUUUUUAGUGAGAGGUUGGAGAGACACACACACAGAGGUGGGAAAAAAGAAAAUCACACACCCACACCCAAAGAAAAAGAUACGUUUUCAAUCACAGAUCGUAAUUCAUACAUUUUAUUCAUGACUCAAAACAGCUCAACUCCCUUGCACCACAUCCAUAAAUAAAUAAUCACAAUUAAACAGAAAGCUGGUACACUUCGUAUUUACUUGUCAGCCGCCAACCUCGAAAAAAACAAUUACUGCUAUGACAAGGUUAGAGGAAAUUAAAUAUGGACUAAUCACGCAAUAAAUAAAAAUAACAUUUGCAUAAGAAAGCAAAGCACUGAAGAAGCUGCAGCUUAGCGCUAUCUAAACUAGAUAUGCUAGAAGUGAAUGUUGAGUAGAAACAGCGCAAAUACGCACUUAACAGCAACGCGGCUCUGCAAUCCAUGCU